AUGGUAUCUAGAGAUAGUGUGACUCCUAACAAGGAGGAGUACACCCCCACUGAGGGUGAUACAGAGUCUCUGAGAGGAUGUACAAAAAGUAGUACACUGAUAAUUGAUAUAGGGUUGACCAUAUCUCUAAUCAUCGAUAUGAAUCUACAAUGUCCCAAACGUCAACUACACUCAUAAUAAAACAAGUAACUCUGGCAGACACAGCUCUCUACUAAUGUGCCCUGAAGGACACCCAGAAAUACAGAGUCUCUGAGAGGAUGUACAAAAAUACUACAUUGAUAAAUGACUUGUUUUAGAUUAGCUUGUUGGUCAUUUGCUGACCACAGUUCAUUAUCAUGCAGCAGAGAGUCUGUAGAUUAGAUUAUUGUGGUAACAACUGUUCUUACAGUAAGUAAAAACACAUUUAGCAUGAAAGGGGAAACUUCUAUUACAUACAAAUUAGAGAAUAUUAUCAAUAUGGAAACCAAAUAAUUUGAAAAUGCAUUUAUCUUCCUGGUUUUCAUUCACUUCAGAAGAUCCUCUGAACAAUGAGUUGUGUUGUGUUUAGAGGAGGAGCUAGUAUGAGAAUGAAAAGGAGACAGUCAAAAUGGCAUGAAGGUCUUUCCUCAGUGCAUUGUAAGCUUGUCUCUCUAACAUUAACCAUGCUGUGCUGGUUCACCUUGUUCUUUUUAACAUUUGUGAGUAAUUCAAAUACAUUUAACAGUAAUGAUAAUGUGUAAUUACUUCAUUACAAGCUUGGAAAAACAACACACCUGCAUUCAUAUCAAGCUUUGACCAGACAAAGAUAACUUUAAUUUCACGUCAGUUUUCUGCAGGUGAUAGUUGUGGGGAUGGAAUUUUCUCCAACAGUCUUGAGGAGGAUAUGAUUCAGUUCAAUUCGGAAAUUUACAUACACUUUAGCCAAAUACAUUUAAACUCAGUUUUUCACAAUUCCUGACAUUUAAUCCUAGUAAAAAUGCCCUGUCUUAAGUCAGUUAGGAUCACCACUUUAUUUUAAGAAUGUGAAAUGUCAGAAUAAUAAUUCCUGACUGAUGUCUUGAGAUGUUGCUUCUAUAUAUCCACAUCAUUUUUCUUCCUCAUGAUGCCAUCUAUUUUGUGAAGUGCACCAGUCCCUCCUGCAGCAGAGCACCCCCACAGCAUGAUGCUGCCACCCCCGGGCUUCACGGUUGGGAUGGUGUUCUUCGGCUUGCAAGCUGCCCCCUUUUUCCUACAAACAUAACGAUGGUCAUUAUGGCCAAACAGUUCUAUUUUUGUUUCAUCAGACCAGAGGACAUUUCUCCAAAAAGUACGAUCUUUGUCCACAUGUGCAGUUGCAAACUGUAGUCUGGCUUUUUUAUGGUGGUUUUGGAGCAGUGGCUUCUUCCUUGCUGAGCGGCCUUUCAGGUUAUGUCAAUAUAGGACUCGUUUUUACUGUGGAUAUAGAUACUUUUGUACCUGUUUCCUCCAGCAUCUUCACAAGGUCCUUUGCUGUUGUUCUGGGAUUGAUUUGCACUUUUUGCACCAAAGUACGUUCAUCUCUAGGAGACAGAACGCGUCUCCUUCCUGAGCGGUAUGACGGCUGCGUGGUCCCAUGGUGUUUAUACUUGCGUACUAUUAUUUGUACAGAUGAACGUGGUACCUUCAGGCGUUUGGAAAUUGCUCCCAAGGAUGAACCAGACUUGUGGAGGUCUACAAUAAUUUUUCUGAGGUCUUGGCUGAUUUCUUUUGAUUUUCCCAUGAUGUCAAGCAAAGAGGCACUGAGUUUGAAGGUAGGCCUUGAAAUACAUCCACAGGUACACCUCCAAUUGACUCAAAUUAUGUCAAUUAGCCUAUCAGAAGCUUCUAAAGCCAUGACAUCAUUUUCUGGAAUUUUCCAAGCUGUUUAAAGGCACAGUCAACUUAGUAUAUGUAAACUUCUGACCCACUGGAAUUGUGAUACAGUGAAUUAUAAGUGAAAUAAUCUGUCUGUAAACAAUUGUUGGAAAAAUUACUUGUGUCAUUGUCACGCCCUGGCUCUGGGACUCUGUUAUGUUGAGCCAGGGUGUGUGGUUUCUAUGUGUUUUGUGUGCUAGGGUGUUUAUCUAGUUCAUUUGUUUCUAUGUUGGCCGGUGUGGUUCUCAAUCAGAGGCAACGUGAAUCAGCUGUUGCUUGUUGUCUCUGAUUGGGAACCAUACUUAGGCAGCCUGUUUUCCACAGUGUGUUGUGGGAUCUUGUUCCGUGUAUGGUUAGUGUUUGUAACCAAGGACGUCACGUUAUCGGUUUGUUGUUUUGUUCGUGUGAUCAUUCAAAUUAAAAGUAUGUUCGCAUUCCACGCUGCGCCUUGGUCCUCUGUGUAUGACGAUCGUGACAGUCAUGCACAAAGUAGAUGUCCUAACCGACUUGCCAAAACUAUAGUUUGUUAACAAGAAAUUAGUGGAGUGGUUAAAAAACAAGUUUUAAUGACUCCAACCUAAGUGUAUGUAAACUUACGACUUCAACUGUACAUGGUGGCAGUGUCAAGCUUUCCUGCAACUACACAGUAUCUGGUGGAGGCAGUGUCUUAUGGUAUCACCAAUAUCCCACAUCUGCUCCCCAAUUCCUCCUCCUCAUGUCAGUGUAUUCAUCAUCUGCUGAGACAAUAGUUACUGCAGAACCACCGUAUCUCCGACUGUCAGUUAACGUUGACAAAAUGGCUGAACGUGUGGAUCUGAAGAUCUCCUCUGCUGAAGUGACAGACUCUGCUCUGUACUACUGUGCUCUGAGGCCCACAGUGACAGGAAACCCAGAGGCAGGUACAGCACUGUACAGAAUCAGGGGAUAACAAUCCUGGUUGUGAACUGUUUCAGAUAUAAUUAUUAUCUGUCAGUUCCAACUCAGGUUGACAACACCUUAACGCUUAAAGAAGUCCACAUUAUCAGUCCUUCUUCACCCCAAUCAAUACCAUUUAAAUCAACAAGAUAUACAGUAUAACUCCCUAUCUUUAGAGGGCCUCACCUCAACACCACACAAACCUCUAUUUCUCUGAGCAGGUGUCUCCUCCUCCUGACAGUGGAGGUAGUUGCAGGGCAGACAGACAGCAGCCAAACAGUACAUAUCAAAUAUCACAUCCUGCAGAUCACAGUACACUGCAUAUCACAUAUCAAACAGUACACUGCAUAUCAGACAGUUGAGAUAACCCCUGUCCUGUAGCUGCAUUUUCUGUCACAUACACCAUGAUGUUGCUCACUUCAAUCUUACUGUUUUCACCACUUGUUGGUAAGUAAGGUUUUAUGUAAAGUCAUUAACACACUGUCUGGCAUUAUUUCAUUCGUAAAUAUUGGGCUGCUUCAAAUAUAAAAUAAGAGGUUUUGAUAUUUAGUCUCAUGCUUAUUUUCGUCUCCUUCACAGGUGAUACUUUAGAGGAUGAUAUUACUCCAACCAGCCCUGAGGAGUAUUAUUUAGAGGGUAGUAGAGUUAAGCUCUCCUGUAACAGUAAAAGCAGGUAGUCUGCUGUGGUACAGACAGUACUCUGGAUCAGGUCUCCAAUUCCUUUACCUCGUAACAACUACCAAUAAUCCAUAUGACGUGAGAGGUGAUCCACAAUACUUUCGACUGUCUGUUACACUGAACAAGGAGAGAACCUGUGUGGAUCUGGAGACCUCCUCUGCUGAAGUGACAUACUCUGCUCUGUACUACUGUGCUCUGAGGACCACAGUGACAGGAAACCCAGAAACACAAAAAAAACCUGACAACAUAUACUGUAGAAAGAAAGACACAACAGAAAACAUUUCACAGUGGUGUUAAGAGGUGGGGCUGUAUAAUCAAAGAUCCAGAUGCAGCAUAUGGGAUGUUAUUGUUCAGGAAGUGGCUAGUCAGUCAGGUCUCUCAGUGAUGUCUGUCUGUCUGUAUGUCUGUUUCUCAAAGGCCUAACAAGAUGUUGCUCUUCUCAUUAGUUCUCUUUUCAGCUUGUUUAGGUGAGUUAUUAUAUGGUUGAAUCCUUGCUCUCAUCUGUGAAUUUAAUCUUACUGUGAAUGAAGAAUAUAUUUUAAUCAAAACACUUAUCUUAGUACAAUAAUAUCGUAGAUGUUAAUAUUAUAUUUUUAACAGUUAUGGAACAUUUGUUAAACGUCAGUUACAACUACAAUUUUUACUGUUACAUUUUUUGCAGGAAACAGUUUUGGGGAUUCAAUAAACCCUGCGACAACUAAAGAGCUUGUUCAGGAGGGAAGGAAUGUCCAUCUCUCCUGCAAACAUGAUGGCACUGUCUACAAUCUACAGUCGUACCGCCAAUAUCCCAGAUCCAAACCAGAAUUCCUCCUGUACAUCACAUCAGAGGGGUAUAUAUUUAAAGCUACUCCCCCACAUCCUCGUCUGACAGUUACCAUCGACAAAGUGGACAAACGUGUGGAUCUGAAGAUCUCCUCUGCUGAAGUGACAGACUCUGCUCUGUACUACUGUGCCAUGGCGCCCACAGUGAGAGGAAACCCAGACACACUGUACAAAAACCUGUCAAGUCCCUUGGGAAGAAACCAAUGAGAAGAGGAGGAGCUACAGUAAGCGGAAAUUAAGUAAGAUACGUCAAGGCAACAGAGGAGUAAAUAUUCAGAGAUAGCCAAGAUUAUGUUUCUGUAUGCAAUGCUGCUGCUAUGCACAUUUGUAGGUAAGUGACACUUAACUGAUAAGUAUGCUUAAAAAAAGUAUAUUAUGUUUUAUAUUACAUUUUCUUUUCAUUAACAUAUGUACUACAACUACACUUUUAAAAAAAAUACAGAUUACAGUUUUGAGAAUGCUAUUGCUCAUUUGAGAAAUUAAGGGCAUGUCUUGGAGGGAACCACUGUCACCCUGUCCUAUAACUGCUCCUCAAGUUCUACAAUUGGAAAAAGAUUCUACUGGGAUCAUCAAACCAGUGCUGGGAAAAUGCCAACAUUCCUUCUAUGGAUGAUAGAUACAGACCUCCAAGAGAAUUGGUCGCCUGCUAUUCUGUUAGGUUAUAUUGAUACAGAGACCAAACGUGCUGAUCUGAAUAACUCCUCUGCUGAAGUGACAUACUCUGCUCUGUACUAA
Molecule: messenger RNA, 5001 nt
Organism: Coregonus sp. 'balchen'
Lineage: Eukaryota; Metazoa; Chordata; Actinopteri; Salmoniformes; Salmonidae
Source: the annotation of a GenBank genome assembly